CCAUUUCAUAUAAAAACAUUAAAAACUGAUCUUUGAAGCUUGUGAUAAUUAUUUACCAUUCGAUAUUUUUGUUGAAUUUUCACUUAUCAAUCCACUUGGUGUGUUUAGGUACUUAUUUCCUAAAGUAAGUCUGUACUUACUACAUAAAAAUGGAAGACGACAUAGAAAUUUUGGAAAAAGCACUUUUAAACCUUGAAGCCACAGAAACGCAGGAUAAAAAAAGCGACUUUGAAGGACUCUAUAAGAAUUGGGGAAAAUCAGGGAGUCAGGAAGAGAGGCGAGCUCAGUUAUUGGAGACACAAAAAUUGAAUCGACACAACAAAAUAGAUAGGUUCCGUGGUAUUCUGGAACUUGUCAAUACUGUUGAAGACAACAGUAAAAUAUUUAACUCUCAUAAUAAGGUUGCCUAUAGACCAAACAUUUAUGUGGCUGGUUUUCACAAAACUUGCCUUACAUACAGCAAUGUGUUGAUGCUGUCAGAGUGGAUGAUAGAGAAGCCGAGUGAUUUUGAGAAGAAUUGGUUUGUUGUACCCUGUCCCAAGGGGGUGAGGGUGCUUGUUAUUGCCAACAAUGGCACAACCAAAUUCUAUACAAAAUAUGGCCAUUUCAAAUUCGAGCGCCAUACAGGUCUGCCUGGUGGCAAUCCUUACAAUUUUUAUCGUAGAAAUUGCUGCGUACUGGAUUGCUUCUAUUAUGAGUACUCUAAUACUUUGUACGUCUUGGAUUUGCUUGCUUGGAAUAACCAACCAAUGACAGAUGGGGAGACUGAAUUUCGCCAUUACUGGAUGCAGACACAACUUGAAGAUUUUCCUGACACAAAAGUAAUCAACAAGAAAAACAAAGUUAUUAUAGAAAUCCUUCCAAUGAUGCCCUGCACAACUCAUUAUCUUAGCUACAUGCUGAGCUCAUAUCCACAUUUCAAAAACGAUUCUCCCCCACUCGACGGUUUGCUGUUCUACCACAAGAGGGCGCACUACGUCGCGGGGGAGACUCCCCUGGUGGGUUGGCUAUUCCCUUACAUGCUACCCGAGGUUAUUGAUAAAGAGAUCACACUGCACCCACUGUACAUUGGAGAGAAGCCAGCCGAUUAUGUGAAUCAAGCGGAAUUUAUAAAGAAGUUUGAGAUGAAGUAUGCUAAGAAAAACAGACGCCGGACCUCUAGUGCUAUGGAAACAGAUAAAGACAAAGACGCAAACGUGAAAAAAGAAGACAAGAAAGAGAGCAUGGUAAUAGAGACAGACAACAAAGAGGCAGAAAAUACAAAAGAAACAAAAGAUAAACCCAUGGACACA
Molecule: messenger RNA, 1292 nt
Organism: Bicyclus anynana (squinting bush brown)
Lineage: Eukaryota; Metazoa; Arthropoda; Insecta; Lepidoptera; Nymphalidae
Gene: Snup
Product: snurportin-1
Exons: 7
Biological process (GO): snRNA import into nucleus
Cellular component (GO): cytoplasm; nucleus
Molecular function (GO): protein binding
Source: RefSeq, a predicted model, not a curated record